CCGCGAGCGGGAGGAUUCUCGCGCGGUUUCCCCUCAGCGCGGGAAAGUGAAGAAGUUUCGAGGAUGGCGACGCGGAGAGGCGGUGGGCGGCGCUGGCGAGCGGAGGCUCCCGCCGGAGAAGGCCAAGGAGAGGCGCCAAAGGGGGACGAUGGCCCCUCACUCUCUGCUGUCAAGCGCUUGGAGCGCAGCCAAUGGACUGACACAAUCGAUGCCCGAUUUGGGUUCGAACGGAUCAAGGAACCCUCCGAAAGGACCGGCUGGUUGAUCAACAUGCACCCGACGGAAAUUUUGGAUGAGGAUCGACGCCUGAUCAGUGCUGUGGAUUACUAUUUCAUUCAGGAGGAUGGGAGUCGAUUUAAGGUGGCCUUGCCCUAUAAACCUUACUUUUAUGUCGCAACUCAAAAGGGCUGCGAGCGAGAAGUGUCGUCCUUCCUUUCCAAGAAGUUCCAGGGGAAAAUGGCAAAGCUGGAGACGGUGCCCAAGGAAGACCUAGAUCUGCCGAACCACUUGGUUGGGCUAAAGCGCAACUACCUCAAGCUCUCUUUCAACACGGUGGAUGACCUGGUCAAGGUGCGCAAGGAGAUCAGCCCGGCGGUCCGGAAGAAUCGGGAACGGGAUCAAUCAGUGGACACCUACACCACCAUGUUAGCCAGCGCUCUGGCUGGUGGCAGCCUGAGCAGUAAGGACGAGGAGCCCUCCAAGAAGACUUCCGACCAGAUGGACAAUAUCGUGGACAUGCGGGAAUAUGACGUGCCUUAUCACAUCCGCCUGUCCAUCGAUCGGAAGAUCCACGUGGCUCAUUGGUACAACGUUCGCUACCGGGGCAGCAGCUUUCCCCCUGAAAUCACUCGUCGUGAUGACCUGGUUGAGCGACCCGAUCCUGUUGUCCUGGCCUUUGAUAUUGAGACCACCAAGCUCCCGUUGAAAUUUCCGGAUGCCGAAACAGACCAGAUAAUGAUGAUCUCCUACAUGAUCGACGGGCAGGGUUAUUUGAUCACCAACCGGGAGAUCGUUUCGGAAGACAUCGAAGAUUUUGAGUUCACUCCCAAACCUGAGUAUGAGGGGCCCUUCUGUGUUUUUAAUGAACCGGAUGAGGCCCAUCUCAUCCAGCGGUGGUUUGAGCAUGUCCAGGACACUAAGCCGACGAUCAUGGUGACUUACAAUGGAGACUUCUUUGACUGGCCCUUUGUCGAAGCUAGAGCUGCAGCACACGGGAUGGAUAUGCAGAAGGAGAUUGGCUUCCAGAAGGACAACCAGGGCGAAUACAAGUCAUCUCAGUGUAUCCACAUGGAUUGUCUCAGGUGGGUCAAGAGAGACAGCUACCUCCCCGUAGGAAGCCACAACCUGAAAGCGGCCGCCAAAGCCAAGCUGGGCUAUGACCCAGUGGAGCUGGACCCUGAAGAGAUGUGCCGGAUGGCGACUGAAGAGCCCCAGACUCUGGCCACCUAUUCAGUGUCCGAUGCGGUUGCAACCUAUUACAUGUACAUGAAGUAUGUGCAUCCAUUCAUUUUUGCUUUGUGCACCAUCAUCCCAAUGGAGCCUGAUGAGGUGCUCCGCAAGGGCUCAGGGACACUCUGUGAGGCCCUGCUGAUGGUCCAGGCCUACCACGCCAACAUCAUCUUCCCCAACAAGCAAGAGCAGGAGUUCAAUAAGCUGACGGAGGAUGGACACGUCUUGGAUUCGGAGACCUAUGUCGGGGGCCACGUGGAAGCCCUGGAGUCAGGGGUCUUCCGCAGCGACAUCCCUUGCCGCUUCAAAAUGAAUCCUGCCGCCUUUGACUUCCUUCUGGAACGAGUGGAGAAGACACUGCAUCAUGCCAUUGAAGUAGAAGAAGGAAUACCCCUAGACCAAGUGACCAACUUCCAAGAGGUCUGUGAUGAAAUCAAGGUGAAACUGAGUUCCCUGAAGGACGUUCCCAACCGGAUUGAGUGCCCGCUAAUCUACCAUCUGGACGUGGGCGCCAUGUACCCAAACAUCAUCUUAACCAACCGACUACAGCCUUCAGCCAUGGUGGAUGAGGCCACCUGUGCUGCCUGUGACUUUAACAAGCCAGGUGCCAACUGUCAGCGGAGGAUGACAUGGCAGUGGAGAGGGGAGUUCAUGCCAGCAAGCCGCAGCGAGUACCACCGCAUCCAGCAACAGUUGGAAUCUGAGAAGUUCCCAUCCCUCUUCCCAGAUGGGCCGCCCAGGGCCUUCCAUGAGCUGACCCGAGAGGAGCAAGCAAAAUACGAGAAGAAGCGCUUGGCAGAUUACUGUCGCAAGGCCUACAAGAAGAUCCACGUGACAAAAGUGGAGGAGCGGGUCACCACCAUCUGCCAGCGGGAGAACUCUUUCUACGUGGACACCGUGCGGGCUUUUCGGGAUCGGCGCUACGAGUUCAAGGGGCUCCACAAGGUGUGGAAGAAGAAACUGGCCUCAGCCCUGGAGGCAGGCGAUGCCUCAGAAGUGAAGCGCUGCAAGAACAUGGAGAUUCUGUACGAUUCGCUGCAGCUGGCGCACAAGUGCAUCCUGAACUCCUUUUACGGCUAUGUCAUGCGCAAAGGAGCCCGAUGGUACUCCAUGGAAAUGGCGGGCAUUGUCUGCUUCACGGGGGCCAAUAUCAUCACUCAGGCCAGAGAGCUGAUUGAACAAAUUGGGAGGCCCUUGGAGCUAGACACAGAUGGCAUCUGGUGUGUGCUGCCAAACAGCUUCCCAGAGAACUUUGUCAUCAAGUCAACUCACACCAAGAAACCCAAGGUGACCAUCUCCUACCCAGGUGCCAUGUUGAACAUCAUGGUGAAGGAAGGAUUCACAAACGAUCAGUACCAGGAGCUGAUGGACCCAGCCUCGCUCAAGUACGUUUGCCGCUCGGAAAACAGCAUCUUCUUCGAGGUGGAUGGGCCAUACCUGGCAAUGAUUUUGCCAGCCUCCAAGGAGGAGGGCAAGAAGCUGAAGAAGAGGUAUGCCGUCUUCAAUGAGGACGGCUCUUUAGCCGAACUGAAAGGCUUUGAAGUCAAGCGGCGCGGGGAGCUGCAGCUGGUGAAGAUCUUCCAGUCCUCAGUCUUUGAGGCCUUCCUGAAGGGCACCACUUUGGAGGAGGUCUACGCCUCAGUGGCCAAAGUGGCCGACUACUGGCUGGACGUGCUUUACAGCAAGGCAGCUAAUAUGCCUGACUCGGAGCUUUUUGAACUCAUAUCUGAAAACCGAUCCAUGUCUCGCAAAUUGGAGGAUUAUGGGGAGCAGAAAUCCACCUCCAUCAGCACAGCAAAGCGCCUGGCUGAGUUCCUCGGGGACCAGAUGGUCAAGGAUGCUGGGCUGAGCUGCCGCUUUAUCAUCUCCAAGAAACCAGAAGGCGCUCCUGUUACAGAGAGAGCCAUCCCACUUGCCAUUUUCCAGGCUGAGCUCUCGGUCCGCAGGCACUACCUCCGGAAAUGGCUGAAGAGCCCUUCUCUGCAGGAUUUGGAUAUCCGGACGAUCCUGGAUUGGGACUAUUACAUUGAGAGGCUGGGCAACACCAUCCAGAAAAUUAUCACCAUCCCGGCGGCACUGCAGCAGGUCAAGAACCCUGUGCCCCGAGUCCACCACCCCGACUGGCUCCACAAGAAGCUCUUGGAGAAGAACGACAUCUACAAGCAGAAAAAGAUCAGCGAGCUGUUUGUGAGCUCGGGCAAACGGCAGGUCCCUGCCAACCUGCCCCAGGAAGAGGACACUCCUUGCACCCAGGUCACUGACAUAGAGGAUUUUGGAGUCUCCAAGCCUCUUCAGAAAGGAGUCCCAUUGUCCAGCAAGCGGAAGCGGAUCCCCACGGCAGAGGAGAGCCAGCCGCAGUCCCAGAACUUGGAGCUCACCCUGUCCUGGAGGGAGAUCCUGGGCCCACCACCUCCCAUUGGCACCACCAAGGAGGAGCGCUUGGCAUGGCUUUGCUUCCACAAGAAGAAGUGGGAGCUGCAGGCCCGUCAGCGCCAGGAGCGCCGCAAGAGGCGCCGCUUGGCUGACGGCGAAGCAGCGCUCAGCGGAGGCCUGAUCCGCGUCGGAGCCACCAAAGGCCUCAGCAACUACCUGCUCCGGACGGCACGCAGUAUCCUUGACCUGCCGUGGCAGAUAGUGCAGAUUGCUGAGACCAGCCAGCCAGGCCUUUUCCGACUCUGGGCUGUGAUUGGGAAUGACCUGCAUUGCCUCAAGUUGAAUGUCCCCCGAGUCUUUUAUGUCAACCAACGGGUCCCCAAACCUGAAGAGGGCCCUGUCUAUAGGAAGGUGAAUAGGAUUCUCCCUCGUUCCAACUUGGUUUACAACCUCUAUGAAUAUUCUGUGGCAGAGGAUAUGUAUCAAGAGCACAUCAAUGAAAUCAAUGCCAGUCUCUCAGCCCCCGAUAUCGAGGGGGUCUACGAAACUCAGGUACCCUUGUUGCUACGGGCCUUGAUCCGCCUGGGCUGUGUCUGCAUGGUCAACAAGCACUUGGUGAGGCACCUCACGGGCCGAGAGGCCGAGACCUUUGAGCUGGAGCACCUGGAGAUGCGCUCUUUGGCGCAGUUUGGUUACCUGGAGCCAGGGAGCAUCCGGCACAUCUACCUAUAUCACCAUACCCAAGGUCACAAGGCCCUGUUUGGCCUCUUCAUCCCAUCGCAGCGCAAAGCGUCCGUCUUUGUCCUGGAUACAGUCCGGAGUAACCAGAUGCCCAACCUCAUCAACAUGUACUCAGUGGAGCGCAAUGCAAUGGCAGAGAAGGUGGGCCCAGACCUCCUCCCACCCGACAAGCACACCUUCGAAGUGCGAGCCGAGAUAGACCGCAAGACUAUCUACAGGGCAAUCCAGCGCCUCUUGUUGGCCUACAAGGAUGAGCGCAGAGGGCCCACCCUUAUUGCUGUCCAGUCCAACUGGGACCUGAAACGGCUGGCCAGCGGCAUGCCCAUCUUCGAGGAGUUCCCGCUGGUUCCUGUCCAGGUUGCCGACAACAUCAACUACGGCAUCCUGGACUGGCAGCGGCACGCCGCCCGGCACAUGAUUCGACGCUACCUCAACUUGGACACCUGCCUGUCUCAGGCCUUCGACAUGAGCAGGUAUUACCACAUUCCCAUCGGGAACCUUCCUGAUGACGUCUCCACCUUUGGCACGGACCUCUUUUUCUCCCGCCACCUCCAACGCCACAACCACCUCCUGUGGCUAUCUCCCACCGCGCGUCCAGACUUGGGCGGCAAGGAGGCCGAUGACAGCCGCCUAGUCAUGGAAUUUGAUGAGAAAAUCUCUGUCGAGAUCAACCACCCGGGCUGCUAUUCCACAGUGUGUGUGGAGCUGGACAUCCAGAGCCUGGCAGUGAACACCAUCCUGCAGUCCCACCACGUCAACGACAUGGAGGGGGCCGCUAGUACCUGUGUCAGCUUUGACGUGAUCCAACAGGCCUCGCUGGAGGACAUGGUCACGGGCAACCAGGCCGCCAAUGUCCCCGCCAGCUACGACGAGGCGGCCCUUUGCUCCAACACCUUCCGGAUCUUAAAGAGCGUGGUGGUCAGCUGGGUGAAGGAGAUCACACAGUACCACAACGUCUAUGCUGACAAUCAGGUGAUCCACUUCUACCGCUGGCUGCGCUCACCCACUUCCCUGCUGUACGACCCGGCACUGCAUCGCAUGCUGCACAACAUGAUGAAGAAGCUCUUCCUGCAACUCGUGGCAGAGUUCAAGCGCCUGGGCUCCUCAGUGGUGUACGCCAACUUCAACCGCAUUGUCCUGUGUACCAAGAAGCGCCGUAUUGAGGAUGCCCUUGCCUAUGUGGAAUAUAUCACCAACAGCAUCCACUCCAAAGAAAUCUUCCAUUCGUUGACAAUUUCCUUCUCGCGCUGCUGGGAGUUCUUACUUUGGAUGGACCCCGCCAAUUAUGGGGGGAUCAAGGGCAAAGUCCCAUCCCGGAUCCACUGUGGGGAGGGGACAAACAGCAAGCCGGCUGCUGACGCUGAAGGUAGUGAAGACGAGGAAGAAGAGGACAAGGACGAAGAUAAUGGAGCAGAGGAGGUGGAGGAACUGCUGGAGAACAACUGGAACAUUGUGCAGUACUUGCCCUCGGCUGCGUCGUGUCAGACCUACUUCCUCAUGAUUGUGUCAGCCUACAUUGUUGCUGUCUACCACAGCCUGAAGGAGGAACGGCAGCGCAACGGCCCUGGAAGCACUCCGGUCAAGAGACUUGCUAGCAGCCAGGUUUCCCAGGAACCUGCAGGGGAGCGUGGUGCCCUGCCAGGCACUAUUGCCUUCUCCCAGGACUACGUCGCCAACGAACUCACCCAGAGCUUCUUCACCAUUACCCAGAAGAUCCAGAAGAAAGUGAGCGGUUCGCGGCGCACCACAGAGCCAUCCGCCAUGUUCCCGUCCUUGCCUGGCUCCUACCUAGUGCUCAACAACCCGGCCCUGGAGUUUGUGAAGUCCGUCUGCGAGGUCUUGUCGCUGGAUGCCAACGUCGCCAACCAGGUGAGCAAGCUGAAGCGGGACCUGCUUCGGCUGGUGGAGGUGGGGGAGUUCUCUGAAGAGGCCCAAUUCCAAGACCCCUGCUGCUCCUACAUAUUGCCAGAGAUGAUCUGCAAGGGCUGCAACUUCUGCAGGGACCUGGACCUCUGCAAGGACCCAGUCUUCUCUCAGGACGGUUCAGUACUGCCCAGUUGGGCCUGCCCCAGUUGCCAAGCGCCGUAUGACUCGGAUGCCAUUGAAAUUGCCCUGGCAGAAGCCUUGCAAAAGAAGCUGAUGGCCUUCACCCUCCAAGAUCUGGUGUGUCUGAAGUGCAAAGGCGUCAAGGACAGUCACAUGCGCCUCUACUGCAGCUGUGCCGGAGACUUCGACCUCCUCUUGCCAACCAAGACCUUCCUGGACCAGCUGAAAGUCUUCCGGAGCAUUGCCCAGCACUACAACAUGGUCUACUUGCUGGAGAAUGUGACCUGGUUGCUGCAGAGGAGCCCUUGGCUGCCUUCGUGAGAGCGUCCUGGGGUGGGUUUCUCAUUUUGUGUCCUGUGGCACAGAUUUGAGGCUAGCUCUGUGCUGCAACGAAA
Anolis sagrei ordinatus is the source of this 7004-nucleotide messenger RNA. It is a transcript of the gene POLE, whose product is annotated as DNA polymerase epsilon, catalytic subunit. The record is from RefSeq and is a predicted model, not a curated record. Lineage: Eukaryota; Metazoa; Chordata; Lepidosauria; Squamata; Anolidae. Gene Ontology annotation, molecular function: single-stranded DNA 3'-5' DNA exonuclease activity; DNA binding; nucleotide binding. Gene Ontology annotation, biological process: base-excision repair, gap-filling; DNA replication; DNA replication proofreading. Gene Ontology annotation, cellular component: epsilon DNA polymerase complex; nucleus.